UUAUUUCAUGAUUUGAUCGAUAUGAUUGUUUGAAUUUAAUUUAUAGGUUAAGAUUCAUUUCAUUCAAACGUUUGUUGUACUUGAAGAAAUAUACCGUUUUUAAAAUUUCCCUGUUAAUUACGAUUAGUUUCAAUCCACAUAGUAAUAAUAUAACUAUUCUAAAAGAUAUAUUAUGGCUAAACAUCAUCCUGACUUGAUCUUUUGUCGUAAACAGCCCGGUGUUGCUAUUGGUCGAUUGUGUGAGAAAUGCGACGGUAAAUGUGUGAUCUGUGACUCGUACGUGCGCCCGUGUACGUUGGUGAGGAUCUGCGACGAAUGCAACUAUGGCUCUUAUCAGGGCCGAUGUGUGAUCUGUGGAGGUCCCGGCGUAUCAGAUGCCUACUACUGCAAAGAGUGCACAAUACAAGAGAAAGAUAGAGAUGGAUGCCCCAAGAUAGUAAACCUUGGAAGUUCAAAAACGGAUCUAUUCUACGAACGGAAAAAGUAUGGAUUCAAGCGUCGAUGAAUCGUACGUUAUUGCUUGCAACUGUAUCUUUUAUAUAACUAUUAUUGUAUGGAAUUAAAUGUGAGUUGAUGUGAGUGUGAAAUAAAUUUAUAAUUUCUCAAGCUA
Molecule: messenger RNA, 610 nt
Organism: Nilaparvata lugens (brown planthopper)
Lineage: Eukaryota; Metazoa; Arthropoda; Insecta; Hemiptera; Delphacidae
Gene: Phf5a
Product: PHD finger-like domain-containing protein 5A
Exons: 3
Coding region: 173-505 (110 amino acids)
Biological process (GO): mRNA splicing, via spliceosome
Cellular component (GO): catalytic step 2 spliceosome; U12-type spliceosomal complex; U2 snRNP
Source: RefSeq, a predicted model, not a curated record